GGGAGGGGGGCUCUGUGAGCAGAAGGCGCAGGCGCUGUGCCGGGAGGUGUGAUUGAAAACGACCAGCUACAGCACCGAGGAGAGGAGCCCAGCUCCUAAAUGUGACUGAUCCCCUUCGCAAAGCGCCCGUACAGACCAGGCCGCCCAUGAAAAGAAGCAAGGGGCUAUAAGGCGCCGCCGACUCAUGUGCAUCGCAUCCCCUGGACCUGUUUCUUCCUCCAUCUCGGCGCAUUGAUCAUCGCGGGCUGCUGGCCACGUCCUCCUCAGCGAUGUUUUUCUCCAUCUGAAACACUGGGGGGGAUUAUUCCACACCGGUUCGGUAUCUGAGACUUGCGAAGUGAAAUAACGGGUCAGUAUGCUUUUACUGCCCUUGCAAAGCAGAAGACGCUUGAAUUGCUUUGGUCCGGGAGUCUUAUGCUUGCAGAUCCUGACGUGGAUUUUAUGUGCCGUGUAUGGAGAAGAGCAGGCUUUCAGCGUGGAGGCCUGGCUGCAGAGGUACGGCUACCUCCCCAGCACCGACCCGCGGCUGUCAGUGCUGCGCUCCGCCCAGACCAUGCAGUCGGCUAUCGCUGCCAUGCAGCGCCUGUACGGCCUCAACGUCACCGGCACGCUGGACAUGGGGACCAUUGACUGGAUGAGGAGGCCAAGGUGCGGCGUGCCGGACCAGUCGGGCGGCGGCUCCAAGCUCAACGUGAGGCGCCGGCGUUAUGCCCUCACAGGGCAGAAGUGGCAACAUAAGCACAUCACUUACAGCAUAAAGAACGUGACGCCCAAAGUGGGUGUGGCCGAGACUCACAACGCCAUCCGGAGGGCCUUCGAUGUGUGGCAGAGCGUGACGCCCCUGCGCUUCGAGGCUGUGCCCUACAGCGCCCUGGAGAACGGCAAGCGUGACGUCGACAUCACCAUCAUCUUCGCCUCUGGAUUCCACGGUGACAGCUCACCAUUCGAUGGCGAGGGGGGUUUUUUGGCGCACGCUUACUUCCCGGGACCCGGAAUCGGAGGGGAUACUCAUUUCGAUUCGGAUGAACCAUGGACGUUGGGGAAUCCUAACCAUGAUGGGAACGACCUCUUCCUGGUGGCUGUGCACGAACUGGGCCACGCCCUGGGCCUGGAGCACUCCAAUGACCCCACCGCCAUCAUGGCCCCCUUCUACCAGUACAUGGAUACAGAGAACUUCAAGCUGCCGCAGGACGACCUGCUGGGCAUCCAGAAAAUAUACGGUCCCCCCGACAAAGUUCCCCAGCCGACCCGGCCACUGCCGACGGUCCCGGCCCCCCGCUCCCACCCACCCGACCCCCGCAAGCACGACCGCCAGACUCGGCCCCCCCGGCUGCCCUCCGGAGACAAGCCUACGUACCCCAACGUCAAGCCCAACAUCUGCGAUGGCGGCUUCAACACGUUGGCGAUCUUGCGGCGGGAAAUGUUUGUCUUUAAGGACCAGUGGUUCUGGCGGGUCCGAGACAAUGCUGUGAUGCCCGGCUACCCCAUGCAGAUUUCGUACUUCUGGAGGGGGCUGCCACCAAAGAUCGAUGCCGUGUAUGAGAACAGCGAAGGCAAGUUUGUCUUCUUCAAAGGGAACCGCUUCUGGGUCUUCAAGGACACGACACUCCAACCCACCUAUCCGAAGGACAUCUCCUUGUUUGGGAGCGGUAUGCCGACGCAGAACAUCGAGACAGCCGUAUGGUGGGAGGACGUAGCGAAGACCUACUUCUUCAAAGGAGAUAGAUACUGGAGAUAUAAUGAGGAGAUGAGGACCAUGGACCUGGGAUACCCCAAACCAAUUACAGUAUGGAAGGGCGUCCCAGCAUCUCCCCAGGGGGCAUUUGUGGACAAGGCUAACGGCUUUACCUACUUCUACAAAAACAAGGAGUAUUGGAAGUUUAACAACCAGAAACUGCGUGUUGAGCCGGGAUACCCCCGCUCCAUCCUGAAGGACUUCAUGGGCUGCGAUGGCUCGGCGGACCGGGACCGGGAGCCGGACGUGGGCCGGGACCGGGAGAGGCGCCCCCCAGUGGAGGAGGACGACGUGGACGUGGUGAUCAAGCUGGAGAGCGCGGCGGGCACGGUGAAGGUGGUGGCCAUCGUGAUCCCGUGCGUGCUGGCGCUCUGCCUGCUGGUGCUGCUCUACACGGUGGUGCAGUUCAAGCGCAAGGGCACGCCCCGCCACAUACUGUACUGCAAGCGCUCCAUGCAGGAGUGGGUGUGAACCCCCCCCCCCCACCCCCCGGGGGCUAUCGCUGACGUCGGCGGGGAUGGGAGCGGAGCCUAAACCCCUUCCGUUUUGCCGAGGGGCAGUGGGCCUUCAUGGAUGUCCCCCGACCCCCCCAGGGAUAGUGUUUGACCACUCCCCCCAUGUCGGCCCCUCCCCCUCGCAUCUGCUCCGUGCGUCCAUGUGGGACGGGAGGAAGGUUUUCGGAUCGGACACUCCCCACAAUGCACCCCGUCAGUCUCCAUCAGAUCCAGUCUCGCUUUGGCUGAGUGAAGCUGCCAAGUUCGUACCAUUACCUUACCCCGUCCCCGAUACGCCCUUUAAAAGCUCAUCACUUCACAUUUAACCAUUGUUUCUACAUAAUUUAUUUGUACUGUGUCUUUUCUGUUAAAGUACUAUUCCCUUUAACUUCAGAUGAAAAGAAAUACCCAAACCAAAUAAGCUUUUUUGUCCAAAGAGGAUGCUUUUUCAUUUAAUUUUUUUGUUAAAUCACUCCUUUAUUUAUUUUUCUGUUGUUUUCAUUGCUUCUCUGCCUCUCAAAUCCCCACUUUGCUGGGGACUAAGACUUUGACUGUUGUGGCAGUCUGUGUCAAAACAGGGGGCCAAAAUUUCUCUGCAAUAUUUUUUUAAACCGCCUUAAUUACAGAUCGUGUUUUCUCUCUCUCUCUCUCUCUCUCUCUCUCUCUGUCUUUCUCUCUCUUUCUCUCUCUCAGACACACACAAACACACACACACACACACUGCUUGGUUUAUUUGUCCAUCACUGGCGUUCAUAUUCCCCUGUUUCUGUUUGUCCCUUGAUGAAUAGGCGUCCGUUUAUAGAUUUUGCCGGUAACGGGUCAGCCAUGGAGGAGGAUGGAUAAGCUGAGCGUAAACACAGAGAAUAUAUCGAUCGCUACCAGUGAAGUUCACAGCCGCAUUUGCAGGGACUUUCCAGAUGAACGGCAGGAUAUCAUAUCUCUGUCCGUCUGACGAUAUUACAUUGUUAUUACAAAUGCAAGGUUGAAGGAUAAAUACGGAAAUUAAAUCCAGCUGUAGUCUCUGCGCCAAUCAUCAUAGGACUGAAAAGACCUCUUUUCACAAAUUACUUCAACAGCGGCUCUGAAAUGACCACGAAAAGGACGAGAAAAUGACCGAGGCCUCGCAGUACAAAGCCUGUGAAAUAGGCCUGCCACAGCAGGAGAGCCCCCACUGUAAUACAGCUCCAACGAAGGAGCCACAUGAUUCAAAUGGUGCACAUUGGUGGUUCUGAUAGAGGAAGAAUCUUCUACACAGAUUAUCACGCUAGAAGCCCUUGGCCACGCCCCCAUGUCACUAAAACAAGCGCCUGGUUACGAUAUUCAGUUUUUUUUGUGCAAAGUUAAAAUACUUCGUUAGCAGCUAUAUGUACGAUCCAGAUUCCUGACCUUUGGUGGAAAAAGACUUCAGUGAAAAUCCGUCAGCCGACGACUCGAAAUGCUGUGGAACUUUCCGCGUUAUUAAUGUAUAAUAUAAAUGUACUGUAGUGGUCGUGAACCGUUAAGGAGAUCAUAUUUAUUGCCAUUUAAUAUAUAACUGCUUCAUCUGCUGGCUAGGAGCCCUCAGCUCUAAGACGUAAACUCCCUGCCCUACAUCACCGGAGGGUUGUCUUUCGGUUUCAAGGCAAACAGGUGCCCCGCCGAAUUCAUUUAAUAAAGGACGUUUGCUUCAAAACAGCAUUUUUUUUUUGGAAUAUUCUAGACACAGUAUAUAGUGUAGAUACUGUUCUUUGAUAUACAGACUUAUGCAGUAUUUUCAGGAACAAAGACUUGCUACUUUGAGGUCUGAAAUAUUUGAAGAUUUUUUUUGUUUUCUCUGGCCAAAUGUAAAAUGGCGAUGUGGAGCCGCCCUUUGUACAUAAAAGGAAAUGUCCAGUGCUGUCGACUAUGGGUAGGGAGGGGUCAUCGGAGCCUUAUGCAAACCUUGCCAUCGCCUUGGUCAUGUUUCACGGGGGGUUACCUCAGCGGGACUGUUCCAUACCUGGCCAAGGGACCCGGCCCUUACUUGGUUGGAGCUUGGUUGGAUGUGGUCCCCACCCUCACCAGAAUAGCCCCCCCAUGUGCUUUGCCUGCAAGGUAUGGAUCAAUACCAAUAGUACUGUAAGUAAGACCAGAACGACAAGGACCCCCCCCCCCCCCUCCCCCCAGGUCAGUCUGCUUCUCUAAAAAGAUCUUCAUGGCAACAAUGCAAAAUGGCCUUUUUAGCAAUUUCCAGCCAGUUCUGGGUUCGAUUACUUUCCCCUUUCUGCGCUAAUGUUUUCCUUUCAAAAGCCGAGUGCUAUCAGACCAAGCGAGUCCGAGUCCUUGUAGCAUCCCGAGGGUCCGGAUGCAGUGGCACCAGUAGUGGGGAUCUUUUGUAGUUAAUGAGAAGGGGCAGCCAGAGAUUCCUGCGAAGGUCUGUUGGCUGGACGAGGAACGUAUAUCUUUAAAAAAAAGUGUUUUAAUGUUUACAGUUACUGAUGUAUCUUGGGAAUGCGCUGGACUGUGUCCGUCUUUAUUGGAGAGUGCAUGCUAUUGGUUUCCUUUUAUCAUUCUGGCGAAGAGAGAGCUCCGCCCCCACGCCCCCCCCCAGACAAGUAAAUGUUUUCACUGUCUCAAUGUUUUGUUCCUUUUGAUGUGGGGAGUGUCUAAAAAUGGCUUUCACAGUUCUUUUCGUUCACUGUGCUGAUCCCCAUUGUCUCAUUGCAUUGUAUUUAAGAAGGAUCAUCUUGUCAAUCAAUAAAUGGAUCAGAACACA
Molecule: messenger RNA, 4963 nt
Organism: Brienomyrus brachyistius
Lineage: Eukaryota; Metazoa; Chordata; Actinopteri; Osteoglossiformes; Mormyridae
Product: matrix metalloproteinase-16-like
Exons: 10
Coding region: 356-2206 (616 amino acids)
Biological process (GO): proteolysis; skeletal system development; collagen catabolic process
Cellular component (GO): extracellular matrix
Molecular function (GO): metalloendopeptidase activity; zinc ion binding
Source: RefSeq, a predicted model, not a curated record